Molecule: messenger RNA, 3585 nt
Organism: Talpa occidentalis (Iberian mole)
Lineage: Eukaryota; Metazoa; Chordata; Mammalia; Eulipotyphla; Talpidae
Gene: MEF2D
Product: myocyte enhancer factor 2D
Exons: 11
Coding region: 641-2173 (510 amino acids)
Biological process (GO): positive regulation of transcription by RNA polymerase II; cell differentiation
Molecular function (GO): RNA polymerase II cis-regulatory region sequence-specific DNA binding; protein dimerization activity; DNA-binding transcription factor activity, RNA polymerase II-specific
Source: RefSeq, a predicted model, not a curated record
GUGGGUUGGGGUGUGUGAGUGUGUGUAUGUCCGGGGCCCGGGUUUGCCGGGUGCCUGUGGAGUUGGGACGUGGAGUCACCACGGAGGUGGGCACCCAGGACCCUCCCUUGGGACCUCCUAACCCGCUUCCAAGUCCCCUGAACUGGUUCGUCAGCAGCUCCAACUGGAGAACCCCUGGCCAGAAGUUUGCAGCUGUUCAACAUCUGGGCAAGAGCUCACCAAUUCCUCUCUCCACCUAUGCAGGCUGAACUGGGUUAGCAGUGGGGGGUCUAGGGAGUGUGUGGGGUCAGCGGGCUUGGAGGAGAAAGAACCGAAGACACUUAAGAUGCGUUCUUUUGCCCCAGUGCCAGUCCCUUUCCUGUCAGGUUUGGGUCUUAAAGAGAUGGAGAAAGGGGUUGCCAACCUCUAGUGAUUCAAGCUGAUGCCUCUUGAGCUCUGUCCCCCAAGAAAGGAGGUCUCCUGGAUAUGGGCACUCCUGGAGCCAACAACUAGGUUAUCUCAGGAGGCUGUGCAGAGGUUGUCCUGCAGACCAUGAACUGAGUGCUGGUGCCAGACCGUUCAUGAGCACAGCGUAAGGUGUGCCGAGACUGCCACCCAGCGACCCCCUCCCUUCCCUUGCACUGAGGAUUCCCCAGAGAAGAUGGGGAGGAAAAAGAUUCAGAUCCAGCGAAUCACUGAUGAGCGGAACCGACAGGUGACGUUCACCAAGCGGAAGUUCGGACUGAUGAAGAAGGCCUACGAGCUGAGCGUGCUGUGUGACUGUGAGAUCGCACUCAUCAUCUUCAACCACUCCAACAAGCUGUUCCAGUAUGCCAGCACCGACAUGGACAAGGUGCUGCUCAAGUACACCGAGUACAACGAACCGCAUGAGAGCCGGACCAACGCCGACAUCAUCGAGACCCUGAGGAAGAAGGGCUUCAACGGCUGCGACAGCCCGGAGCCUGACGGGGAGGACUCGCUGGAGCAGAGCCCCCUGCUGGAGGACAAGUACCGGCGCGCCAGCGAGGAGCUGGACGGGCUCUUCCGGCGCUAUGGGUCAGCUGUCCCAGCCCCCAACUUUGCCAUGCCUGUCACGGUGCCCGUGUCCAAUCAGAGCUCACUGCAGUUCAGCAAUCCCAGCAGCUCCCUGGUCACCCCUUCCUUGGUGACAUCAUCCCUCACGGACCCACGACUCCUGUCCCCCCAGCAGCCAGCACUACAGAGGAACAGUGUGUCUCCUGGCCUGCCCCAGCGGCCAGCCAGUGCAGGGGCCAUGCUGGGGGGAGACCUCAACAAUGCUAAUGGAGCCUGCCCCAGCCCUGUCGGGAAUGGCUACGUCAGUGCUCGGGCUUCCCCUGGCCUUCUCCCUGUGGCCAAUGGCAACAGCCUAAACAAGGUCAUCCCAGCCAAAUCUCCGCCCCCGCCCACCCACAGCGCCCAGCUUGGAGCCCCCAGCCGCAAGCCCGACCUAAGGGUCAUCACUUCCCAGGGAGGAAAGGGGUUAAUGCAUCACUUGAACAAUGCCCAGCGCCUUGGGGUCUCCCAGUCUACCCACUCACUCACCACCCCAGUGGUUUCCGUGGCAACACCAAGUUUACUCAGCCAGGGCCUCCCCUUUUCUUCCAUGCCCACUGCCUACAACACAGAUUACCAGUUGACCAGCGCAGAGCUCUCCUCCUUACCAGCCUUCAGUUCGCCUGGGGGGCUGUCGCUAGGCAACGUCACCGCCUGGCAACAGCCGCAACAGCCCCAGCAGCCACCACAGCCGCAGCCUCCGCAGCCCCAGCCGCAGCCGCAGCCCCAGCCACCCCAGCAGCCGCAACAGCCACCUCAGCAGCAGCCCCACCUGGUCCCCGUGUCUCUCAGCAACCUAAUCCCGGGCAGCCCCCUGCCCCAUGUAGGUGCUGCCCUCACGGUCACCACCCACCCCCACAUCAGCAUCAAGUCGGAACCGGUGUCCCCAAGCCGGGAGCGCAGUCCUGCGCCUCCCCCUUCAGCUGUGUUCCCAGCUACCCGUCCUGAACCUGGCGAUGGUCUCAGCAGCCCUGCUGGAGGCUCCUAUGAGACAGGGGACCGGGAUGACGGACGGGGGGACUUCGGGCCCACACUGGGCCUGCUGCGUCCAGCCCCAGAGCCCGAGGCUGAGGGCUCAGCUGUGAAGAGGAUGCGGCUGGAUACCUGGACAUUAAAGUGACGAUUCCCACUCCCCUCCUCUCAGCCUCCCUGAUGAAGAGUUGACAAUCUCACCGCCCACCCCUCCCUGUCCUGGCCUCUUCCCGCUCGACCCCCACUUCCUUUCUUGUGCUCCGUGUCCUGUUGACGGUUACAUUUGUGUAUAAUUAUUAUUAUAUUAUUAUUAUUAUUAUAUUUUUUUUAAUUUGGAUUCUCGCUUUGGAGAGGGGAUGCUUCCAUCCCCUCUUUCUGCCCCCCCCCCACCAUUUUCACUGGCCGGGGGGAGCUCUUUUUUGCGGGAAGGGGGGGACACUUUGCACGUUGUACACAUAUGCUGCAGGAGGGGGUGGGGUCCGAUAGGCCUUUGGGAAAGGACAGGUGCGGAGCCCUGCAUGCGGAGCCCUCCCACCCCAUCCCCCAGAUAGAGGGAAAUAACCAAAAAAAAUUACCAAACAACAAAACCCCUUACAAUAGACUGAAACCCCACAGUCAGCUUGACAGAUGGGUUCGUGUUUCAGGGGGAAGGUGAGGCUAAGGUCCUGCAAAGGAUCUCUGCUUCUGAGCUGUUCCCGUGGCCACAGGCAUAUGGGGCAGAAUACCCAAGUCUGGGCACCAGUGGCCCUGCAGACACACAACACACACUCGCUGAUUCUUGUGUGAACUGCACCCUCAAGGUGUGGAGGUGCUGGCCAGGCGUUGGGGCUGGGAAGACUGCCUGGGAAUCUGAGACUGGGAUGGGGAGGGUGUGGGAUGGAGGCUCCUGAAGCACAUUUGGGAAGAAAGACAGAGCCAUGAGGAAAGGGCUGAGGGGGGCAGAGGGCUGGGGCAAGGGGUAAGUGGGGUCCCUCCCUUCCCCAGCGUUUCCUAUAAGAUAUACAGUGCAAUAGCUCCCGGUCCCUCCGUUGGCCCCAGCCCUACAAUGCUGGCCGCACAGUACAGGGAGAAUUGGGGAGAGGAACUCUAGUGAGGUGGCUUAACAGGAGACGCCCUGGGCCCCUGAGGACCGUACCUUUCAUCCAGGGGCAAGUGUGAGUGAGGGGGUGUCCUCUUCCUUGCACGCACACAUCCCCAGAGAGCAGACGUGGGUGGGAGAAGGGGCAGGAUGGAAGAGGGCUGCAGGAGGCCUGCCUCUCUUCAUCCCUCCUGGCCCCUCUCUCUAGCCCUCCUCCGAGCUCCUUCCACCCCUGACCCACCUCUCUGCUCUUGGCGCCCUCAUUGUCUCGCUACCUCCUGUCCCACCACCCUAGGCCGCAUCCCACCUUCCCUCUUGGCUACUGUAAUUGUAAAUAGCAACCUUUGGAAAACGUUAGCAGUGUAACAGUCCAGGAAACUGUUUUUUUUUGUUGUUGUUGUUGUAUUGAUAUGAAAUGAGAUUCUAUUUUUGUCAAAGUAUAUUGUAAUAAUAAUGACUCAAACGGCCCGUACUGUACAGAC